AUCGCCGCCACCGCUCACGGCACCAAUCAUCAUCAUCACAAAUCUCAUUUCGCAUGGUCCAAUAUCCGAUUUCUCAUCGGAAACAUCCCUAAUUCAAAAUCAAUCGAAGAAAUCACCGCUCAAAAUUUGUUGCUAGGGAUUUGAGUGAGUGAGAGAAGAUGGAGCAGCUAAAGACAAUUGGAAGAGAGCUAGCGAUGGGAUCACAAGGAGGAUUUGGUCAGUCGAAGGAGUUUCUCGAUCUGGUCAAAUCAAUCGGAGAAGCACGAUCUAAAGCCGAAGAAGAUCGGAUCGUUCUCAGCGAGAUCGAUAUACUAAAACGAAGAUUGUUAGAGCCAGAUAUUCCCAAGAGGAAGAUGAAAGAGUACAUUAUACGACUUGUUUACAUAGAGAUGUUAGGUCACGACGCUUCUUUUGGUUACAUUCACGCCGUGAAGAUGACUCACGACGACAAUCUUCUUCUCAAGCGUACUGGUUACUUAGCAGUGACGUUGUUUCUCAACGAAGAUCAUGAUCUUAUUAUCCUUAUUGUUAACACGAUUCAGAAAGAUCUCAGAUCCGAUAACUUUCUCGUUGUUUGCGCGGCGCUUAAUGCGAUUUGUAGGUUGAUUAAUGAAGAGACGAUUCCGGCGGUUUUGCCUCAGGUUGUUGAGUUGCUUAAUCAUCAAAAGGAAGCUGUGAGGAAGAAAGCUAUUAUGGCUUUACAUAGAUUUCAUCGGAAGUCUCCUUCUUCGGUUUCGCAUUUGAUUACUAAUUUCAGAAAGAGGUUAUGUGAUAAUGAUCCUGGAGUUAUGGGAGCGACUCUUUGUCCGUUGUUUGAUCUUAUAAGUGAAGAUGUUAGUUCCUACAAGGAUUUGGUUAGCAGUUUCGUUAGCAUUCUCAAACAGGUCACUGAGAGAAGAUUGCCAAAGAGUUAUGAUUAUCAUCAAAUGCCUGCACCUUUUAUACAGAUCAAGUUGCUGAAGAUAAUGGCUUUGCUGGGUAGUGGUGAUAAGAAUGCUAGUGAAAUCAUGUCUAUGGUGCUUGGAGAUUUGUUCAGAAAGUGUGAUUCCUCUACCAAUAUAGGAAAUGCGAUCCUUUAUGAGUGUAUUCGAUGUAUUUCUUGUAUACUUCCAAAUCCCAAGCUGUUGGAAGCUGCUGCUGAUGCUAUCUCCAAGUUUUUGAAGAGUGAUAGUCACAAUCUGAAGUACAUGGGUAUUGAUGGUCUUGGUCGUUUGAUAAAAAUAAGCCCAGACAUUGCUGAGCAGCACCAACUUGCUGUGAUAGAUUGUUUGGAGGAUCCAGAUGAUACACUAAAGAGGAAGACAUUUGAAUUGUUGUACAAAAUGACAAAGUCGUCUAAUGUAGAAGUGAUUGUCGACCGAAUGAUUGAUUACAUGAUUAGCAUCAAUGACAAUCAUUACAAAACUGAGAUAGCAUCUCGUUGUGUAGAAUUGGCCGAACAAUUUGCUCCAAGCAAUCAAUGGUUCAUCCAGAUCAUGAAUAAAGUCUUCGAGCAUGCAGGAGAUCUGGUAAAUAUUAAGGUGGCACAUAAUCUGAUGCGUUUGAUUGCUGAAGGAUUUGGAGAGGACGAUGAUGAUGCAGACAGCAAGCUCAGAUUAUCAGCUGUGGAAUCGUACUUGCAGCUUAUAAGCGAGCCAAAACUUCCAUCCCUGUUUCUUCAGGUAAUUUCUUGGGUCUUGGGAGAAUAUGGCACAGCUGAUGGGAAAUAUUCUGCCUCCUAUAUUAGUGGAAAGCUGUGCGAUGUGGCAGACGCAUACUCAAGUGAUGAAACUGUAAAGGGUUAUGCUGUUUCUGCACUAAUGAAGAUCUACGCAUUUGAAAUUGCAUCUGGGAGAAAGGUUGAUGUUUUGCCAGAGUGCCAAUCUUUGAUCGAAGAGCUACUGGCUUCACAUUCAACAGAUCUUCAGCAACGUGCAUAUGAGCUUCAGGCUCUCCUUGCUCUAGAUGCCCGUGCUGUUGAGAGUAUACUCCCUUUAGAUGCUAGUUGCGAAGACAUUGAGGUUGACAAGGAUCUUUCAUUUCUCAAUGGCUAUAUCCAACAAGCUAUCGAGAGUGGAGCACAACCUUAUAUUUCUGAGAGAGAGCGCUCGGGGAUGUUUGAAACAACCGAUUACCAUCCCCAGGAUCAUCACGAAGUUCCAUCUCAUGCUCUUCGAUUCGAAGCCUAUGAACUUCCAAAGCCAUCAGGGCCACCACAAGCUUCGAACGAGCUUGUUCCAGUACCCGAGCCUUCUUAUUAUAGCGAGUCACACCAGCCAAUUUCAACAUCUUUGGUUUCUGAACGAGAGUCUUCAGAAAUUAAGCUGCGACUCGAUGGAGUUAAGCAAAAAUGGGGUAGACCGAGCUAUCAAUCGACCACAUCAUCUUCUUCUACUACUCAGCAAGCAGCAAACGGUACCCCUACAUACUCGGAUGCAGGAGUUGGUUCAUCUAGCUCAAAGCCUCGAAGCAGCUAUGAACCAAAGAAACCCGAAAUCGAUCCCGAGAAACAGAGACUCGCUGCAUCCUUGUUUGGUGGACCGUCAUCAAGAACUGAUAAAAAGUCAUCUUCUGGUGGUCACAAGCCGGCGAAAGGAACUGUUAACAAACCUGCAGCCGUCCCCAAGGAAAAUCAAACCCCUGUUCAACCGCCACCGGACUUGCUCGACUUAGGCGAGCCAACUGCCACAACCGUUACAGCAAUGGAUCCAUUUAAAGAGUUGGAAGGUCUUCUGGAUUCUUCGAGUCAAGAUGGGGGUUCAUCCGAUGUAAUGGGACUAUACUCAGAUGCAGCACCUGUGACCACAACCACAAGUGUUGACUCUCUCUUAUCCGAACUGUCUGAUAGCUCCAAAGGAAACCCACGCACGUACCAAUCUCAAACCUCAAAAGGACCAAACACAAAGGAAGCUCUCGAGAAAGAUGCUCUUGUUAGACAAAUGGGUGUGAACCCAACAAGUGUCCCGGUCCUCGAUAUGGGGAGCACGGUUGAUGUUAGAUGGGGUUCUCCAACAUUUCACAAGAUGGGAAAUGAAAAAUUUAAAGCAGCAUUCUCAUCCUUCAACGAUGUCAAAUUGUCAAUGUGUAAUCUUGCAAUAAGAAAUCGGAUCAGAAAACUUUGUUUCCGAGCAGGCGGCAAUAGGAGAGAUUCAGAAGGAGUGAAGAGAUAUGUUGGGAAAUGGUGUGGUUCGGAAGAAAAGAAUCCAGGUCACUUUAACUACGACAUGUAUAUGUAUUGGGACGAGGAACCUAAUUGGAAAUCAGUUCCUCCUCUUAAAACGCCGUGAGAGGCAAGAAAACAAUUCUUGGGAA
Messenger RNA from Arabidopsis arenosa, 3291 nucleotides. NCBI's taxonomy places the organism in Eukaryota, Viridiplantae, Streptophyta, Magnoliopsida, Brassicales, Brassicaceae. The record is from the annotation of a GenBank genome assembly.